AUGAAUGGGCUGACCGCCCACCUAUCGCUCCACCAUCGCAGCCGGUCACCUCCCACCAUCGCUGGCCGUUGUCCUCCGCCACCUGUCGGCUGUCGUUUAUCGCCGUCCGCCACCGGCUACCUCCUGCCGUCUACCUUCCUCCGUCGUCCAACGCCGGCCGCCUCCCACCGUCGACCGCCGCUGGCUGCCUUUGGCCAUCCUCCGUCGCCUCCCGUUGCCGCCCAACACAGGCCACCUCCCACCGCUCUCUCGCCGCUGCCCAACAUCACCCACCUCCUGCCGCCGCCACCCAACAUCGCUCACCUUCUACCACCGCCCACCUGUCGGCCGCCUCCUGUUGUCGUCCUCCUUCGCCGGCCCCCUCUCGUCGCUGUCCUUCGCUGCCGGCUGCUGUCCUCCUCCGCCACUCAAUGCUGGCCACCUCUCGUCGCCGAUCGCCUCUCGUCAUCGUCCUUCGCCGUCGGUCGCCGUCCUCCUCCACCGCCUAGUGCCGGCCACCUCUCGCCGCUGGCUGCCUCCCGUCGUCAUCCUCCGUCGCCGGCCGCCCUCCUCCUCCGCCGCCCAGUGCCAGCCACCUCUUGCCGCCGGCCGCCUCCCGUCGUCAUCCUCCGCCGCUGGUCGCCCUCCUCCUCCACCGCCCAGUACCGGGCACCUCUCGUUGUCGACCGCCUCCCGUCGCCGUCCUCCUCGGCCGUCCAAUGUUGGCCACCUCUCGCUGCCGGCCGCCUCUCGUCGUCAUCCUCCGCCGCCGGCCGCCUCCCGUCGCCGUUCUCCUAG
Syzygium oleosum is the source of this 777-nucleotide messenger RNA. Its product is annotated as extensin-1-like. The record is from RefSeq and is a predicted model, not a curated record. The coding region runs from base 1 to 777 and encodes 258 amino acids. Lineage: Eukaryota; Viridiplantae; Streptophyta; Magnoliopsida; Myrtales; Myrtaceae. The transcript has 2 exons.